Hyalella azteca is the source of this 3507-nucleotide messenger RNA. Its product is annotated as RISC-loading complex subunit tarbp2. Lineage: Eukaryota; Metazoa; Arthropoda; Malacostraca; Amphipoda; Hyalellidae. The record is from RefSeq and is a predicted model, not a curated record. The transcript has 10 exons. The coding region runs from base 251 to 1312 and encodes 353 amino acids.
UCUAGACUCUAGAGUUGGCGUGCAUACUGAGGAGGGAGCACACAAGAGGGGGCAGAGAACAUAUUUGGCUGCAUUUUCACUUGGUAGGCUGCAGUGAGGCCCAGUGGAGUGUGGUCUGUUCUCCCAUCACUUGUGAGGACCAUCCUACGGUACACAACCAACCAUCAUUGUGUGGAUGAUUACUACUCAUCUAAUUCACCUGAAGUUCCCUAUCAUCCCUCCAACAAACUACUCCACACCUUGAAGCACAAUGUAUCACAGCACGGAACAAGCUUCUGUUGAUACCCUGGCAGCAUCUCUACCAUGCAAGACGCCCGUGUCGCUGCUGCAGGAGCUGUGCAUGCGGCGGGGAAUAUCACCCAAGUAUGACUUGCUUCAAAUUGAGGGUGCUGUUCAUGAGCCCACCUUUGUGUACAGAGUUACUGUUGGAGAAUUUAUUGCAAAUGGUUCGGGGCAGAGCAAAAAGAAAGCCAAACACGCAGCUGCCAAGGCUGUGCUUGAUAUUAUCAUACAUGGAGGCUCUCCACCCGCUGCCACCAGCAGCUCCCAGCUCAAUUCUGCGGACUCAACCAUCCCUUCUGCUGUCAGCGCCGGCAGUAGCAACCAUGCUGACUUAUCAAACCUAGUGGUGUCUCCGUACGAUGAUGGCAUCCCGGGCAACCCUGUGGGGCAGCUUCAGGAGCUUUGCAUGACACGCCGCUGGCCGCCCCCAACCUACGAACUCAUCGCCGAGGAGGGCUUCCCACACGAGCGCACCUUCUCCAUCGCCUGCACCAUUGCCACGUACAAAGAGAUCGGUGGAGGGAAGAGUAAGAAGCUAGCGAAGCGACAGGCGGCGUUCUGCAUGCUGCAGAAACUCCAAGACAUGCCACAAGAUUACCAGAACAACUCUGCGCUAAACGACGACGAUGAUGACCUGGCCCAGAAGCUGGCACUUCGCUACUCCAACCUCAAAGACACGAAGGUGAAGUCCCUCACUAACGCUGACUCCCGGAAAGUCAGCCAGUUCCACAAGUCAUUGAAGCAGAAGGGUGGCCAGAAUCUCAAGGAUCUUCAGGUGACGAGCUUGAGCAUGAGUGGUGUGGACUUCGUGCAAAUGCUUCAGAAUAUCUCAGAGGAAGUCGGCCUGGUGGUUACCUACGUUGGUGUGGAGGAGCGCAGCUUCUCUGGCGAAUAUCAAUGUCUGCUGCAGUUGUCGACCUUGCCGGUGGUUGUUUGCUUUGGAACGGGCGCUACUCCAGAAGACGCUGAAUCUUCAGCUGCUCAUAACGCCCUUGAAUACCUCAAAAUUAUGACUAAAUCCAGGGAUUAAUUUGCUCUUAUCUCCCUAACGUUUCCAGAUAUAUUUCUAAUCUUGCUGCCAAGUCGUCAGUGAUUGCGGUUCAGUUCUUCCAAGAUGAGGUUACGUACUAAUACUACAAAAUUUAUACUGUUUUCGGGUAUUGACGGCAGUUGCACUUAGUGUCUAGCUAUAGAGGUGGCGUUGAAACAUGUAAUGUGAUGGCGUAAUGCAAGAAAGGGCGUUGCUCAUCUGGAUGUAUAAUUCUGAGGAAAGUGUAUUAUGAAAGUUGCUGCUUCGGUGAUGUAAUGUAUUAGAAUGGCCAAAAUUUAGGUGCUCGUUUCAUCUUUCGUCAAAAGAGUUUACCUGUUUUUAAUAAAUACACUGCAAUAGUGUUUGUAUUCUGCAAGUCCAGCAACUUGGGUAGUACCUUCCUGGUGUAUUAUUAUACAAGAUGAAGACUUAUAGUCUUUAUUGAUGUCUUACUCAAGAGUGAGUUCGUUGCUUGGAUAGGCGACGCGAAGCCCCGAAUUUUUGUGCGUGGUGGCAACUGUUCGCAUUGCCACCCGGUAGCAAAUAUUCUAGUUUCCUUGCUCGUGAAGCUUCACAGGAAAUGACUUCCAUUCUUAGUAUGAGGUGCACGGCAUUGAUGGAAUGAUGGGUGGAGCGGAUUUAGGGAGGGGUGGGAGCUCACUGCCCCACCGUCUCACUUUAUCCGACCGACGCUCCUGUGGUUCGUGCUCGUGCUUGCUUCAAUUUUUAUUAUAGAAUUUCUGGCUCGAAGGCUCUGUACCCUUUGAAUAUUUUGUUUGACUGUAGUGUGCAACUUUUUUUUCUGAAUUUCACAGUUCAGGCUUCCGAAUGUCAAGUCAAUUCACUUUCAAACGUUGUAUUUUUGCUAAUGUUUACAAAAAUGUGGUGCGUUAGUUUCCUGGGCUUGUUAUUUGCAUUUGUGAUCCGACGUGGGAAUCGGUUCGUUUCCCGAUUCUGGACAAAGCAUGCGUCCAAUUCUAAUUAUGCUGGUGCGGAUUCUUGUGACCGUGCAAUCAAUAUUUUAUCCUCUUAAAGUCUGAUGUAUAAUUCGGAUAAUUAUUAUUUUUUGAUCGCAGAAUAUUAUUUCUAUUUUAAAAUGAGAAAGGUCGGGAAAAUAGCGAUAUUUUAUGAAUUUCUGUGUUAUGAUAGUUAUUCUUUUGUCUAUUGCAGCGAACUUUGGAACAGAAUUGACAUGUGUAAUGAAGCAGUGAAACCGAGAUGGAGGAAGAUAACUCAGUUCUCAAGCUAGUGGCUUGCGGCAGUCCUUACCUUUAGCGUUGCACGCGUAGCUAUUGUCUAAUAUAUUCGCGUAUCUCCCACUAAUAUUUAAUACUUAGUGUAUGGUUAGGACAUAAGAUAAUUCACUACAGUCGUAAUUGUGGAGCAUGUGUCGGUCGACUGCUUGAGAAUUUAGUUCAAUUCUUCCUUAACUGCGGUGUUAGAUUUAGUUUCAACCUGAAAUAUUUGUUUACGUCGGAAGACGUAGGUUAUUUGAUCCUGGCUGAAAUUUUGAAGCUCGAUUCGCAAUAUCCUGAAAUUUUAGACAUGUGUUUUUUAAGCUGUAAAGUUGCUAUUAGCAUACAUGCAACCUCAAAUGCAAUUCGACGGUACUCUGUAACGCGGGUAACUCACAUACUUUACUCUCUGGUCUAUUAACCUGUUCACAUUUCGUAUCGUAGCUGCGCACUUCUAACGUCGCUCAUCUCAAAUCCGAUAAUAUAAUCAGUAUGCAUGUCACCACUUUCUGCGUAUUAUCAGUUACAAUGCAGUGGUUAUCAGGCGGUUGCAUUGAGGUUCGCACGCUCGUUAGAUGAGCUUACCUGCACCACCAUUAUUACGUCGUUAAUGGAAGUGUCGGUAAGAAGCCUAAGAGAUGCUGCGAAAAUUACUGCAACUGGCUGCUGGCUGGUUCAUUAGCUCGGAUUAUCGUUCGCGUUUCGAAUUACUGAUAGACUCGAUAUACAUAUUUGUGCACUACUGUGUUUAUUCAUAUUCUGCACUUGCGCUUAAGCCCGUUCUUUCUGUGCUUUAAACUGUUCAUUUAGUGAUCCUGGGUUCCCAGUACCCAAAAGCGGUUGAUCACUAGUAUAUAAUCGAUAAAUUUAUUCUGAAACAUUGCUAUUUGUUUUUCUGUUAAUCGUCGUGUGAAAUACACUUUUUGUUACAACCCUCGCAGUAAAUUCUGAGAGAAUUAA